GUGGCUACAUUUUGAGGUAGGUAAUUAGCCUCCUUAAAUAACUACUUUCUGCCUACUUGGAUGACUAAAUCGGGAAGUAAGACUUCUAGUGAUCUCCCAAUCUAUAGCGGGUGGAGUAUGUAUAUCAGGUAGCUUUCUGUUAUGCCUGUAUUGUCAUUGGUGGUGGUAUAACAACUCUCUUGUUAAUACAAGCAGAGCAGAGAUUAAGGAGUUAAUGUGCCAAUACUAAUAGCAUAGGCAGGCGAGGGGGGUUGAAGAUAGGGGCAAAGGCAGGCAAUUGCCAGGGAGAUUUUAAUGGUGACUUGAAUACUUUUGUUAUUUUGUCUGAUUUGGAUUCCCAACCCCCAAAACCCAUAUUAUUAUCAAUAAAAAUGACCAAAAAUCUGACUGUAAAGUGAAAACAAUGGUUAAGUGUUAAAUUAUUGGGGGGCAUAAACAAAGGCAUGAGCCAUUUCUUUCACUCCUGUUGGAUGUUGUACUGCUCCCUACCCAAAAGAAAGAGAAAAAAAGAAAGGAAAAGCCCCAUCCAUCUCUGAUCUCUCUCUUGGUUUGCAGACUGGGAAUUCAAGAAAAAAGAAGAAACGCCAAAAGAUAUCAUAAACAAAUUGACUAAUCUCCAUCAAACCCCAUAUUUUGUCUUCCAUUGAGAAGAAAGAUCAAAGAUGCCGAGACCAGGCCCUAGACCUUACGAGUGUGUAAGAAGAGCUUGGCAUAGCGAAAGACACCAACCCAUGAGAGGUUCCAUCAUUCAGCAGAUUUUAAGGCUAGCUAUUGAAACUCAUAGCACAGCUACUAAAAAGAAUAAGGAAUGGCAAGAUAAAAUUAUUACUGUCAUCGUCAAAGCCGAGGAGAUUAUGUAUUCCAAAGCCAAUUCUGAGGCUGAAUACACCAACCCGGAAACCUUAUGGGACCGUGUUAAUGAUGCCAUCAACACGAUUAUCCGUCGAGAUGAGAGCACUGAAACAGGAGAGCUUUUGCCACCUUGUGUUGAAGCGGCCCUUAACCUGGGGUGCUAUCCAGUGAGAGCUUCAAGGAGCCAACGACACAGUAAUCCUAGGACUUACCUUACGCCAAGAGCACCCGAAACUGUUCCUGCAACUCCUAGGAUUUUGGAUAACGGUAGUGAGGAUAGGUAUCCUCAGUUAUCCCCGGUUCAGUCUGGUAGUCAGCUUGCAAGAAUAGCAACCAAUGUGAAUUCGAACACUUCGGUUUCACAAGCUAACCGUCAUAAUUAUCCAUUUCUACCUCAAAAUUGCCCAUCUGGCCAUGACCAAUUGAUGAGGAUGGAAACUAACACUCCAUCGAACUCUGGUCAAGUUUACCCUCUUUAUUAUGGAAUUCACUAUCAAAAUGCAGAGUCCCAAACAGGUUCUCCAGUGCAGGAAAAUCUAGUGUCUGAUACGAUAAUAGUUGGGAGACCUAUUGGUACAUCCGUUUUAGAGCCAGCUGAAAUGGGUUCCUUGCAGAAUUUCUUUUCCUCUUCCAAUGUUGAUAUUGGUGGUAAGCAAAUUGGGCAGCAAGAUAUCAGACACGCUGAUGAGAAGUUGCUUGGAAAAGAAUGUGAUUUGUCCUUGCGGUUGGGUCUAUUUUCUGACCCUUGUAUGCAAGUAGAAAAGAAGUCACUUUGUGAAACCACAGAUGUUGGUCCCAGCAACACUCAAGAUGGGGGCAAACUUAGUGAUGUUUUUCGACAAAAGAGUAAAGAGAUCCCCUUUUUUCCAGAGAGGACUGUUAAUGACCAUUUUGAAUCCUUUUCAAGAAAGUGCUUUAUGGAAAAUGAAGGUCAUAAUGUGGGGGCAGCAACGAGAAAGCGUAAGGCAACAUUUGGAGGCAACUCAGAAGAUGAACAAUUUUGCACGCAACCAGGGUCCUCAUCUAAUAAUAGAAGACAUGGGCCAGGUUUGUAAACAAUAGUUUUAUUGUAGCUUGUCCUUCAAAAUUAAUGAUCUUUUGAUCGUAUUAGUGAAUCUUGCUUUCAAUCUUUAUUCUCUAAUAGAUGUUGUAAAAUGUAAGUGCUGACAAGUUGCAUUGUUGGGAUGUAGCAGAGAAUGAACUGUAAAUAAAAUGAGCAUAAAAGGAAUAUUUUAAAUAACUUAGAAAA
Gossypium arboreum is the source of this 2101-nucleotide messenger RNA. RefSeq lists its product as uncharacterized. Gene Ontology annotation, molecular function: transcription coregulator activity. Gene Ontology annotation, biological process: regulation of DNA-templated transcription. NCBI's taxonomy places the organism in Eukaryota, Viridiplantae, Streptophyta, Magnoliopsida, Malvales, Malvaceae. Bases 663 to 1907 code for a protein of 414 amino acids. The record is from RefSeq and is a predicted model, not a curated record. The transcript has 5 exons.